Messenger RNA from Lemur catta (Ring-tailed lemur), 1443 nucleotides. RefSeq names its product NADH:ubiquinone oxidoreductase complex assembly factor 8 (gene NDUFAF8). Gene Ontology annotation, cellular component: mitochondrion. The record is from RefSeq and is a predicted model, not a curated record. Bases 44 to 295 code for a protein of 83 amino acids. Lineage: Eukaryota; Metazoa; Chordata; Mammalia; Primates; Lemuridae. The transcript is spliced from 4 exons. Gene Ontology annotation, biological process: mitochondrial respiratory chain complex I assembly.
GGCCUAAGAUGGCGGCGCCCAUGGGUGUCAGGAAGAGCCGCUCAUGUCGGCGAACACAGCGGUGUGGGGGCGCGUGCGAAGCCGCCUGCGCGCCUUCCCUGAGCACUUGGCUGCCUGCGGGCCCGAGGCCGCGGCUUACGGCAGGUGCGUGCAGGCCUCCACGGCCCCGGGCGGCCGCCUGAGCAAGGACCUCUGCGCGCGGGAAUUCGAGGCCCUGCGGAGUUGCUUCGCCGCCGCGAUGAUAUGUUUCCAGUCUUGUGAAAAUGGCCAAGUCCCACAUACAGGAUCAUCCUAGGCAGAGCAGACCGAGGAUGUGGGAUGUCCAUUUCUGCAGUGCAAGAAGGAAGGUAGCUCACGGACUCAUUUUCCAGAGGGCUUGGUGAAGUCCUCACACCUUCCUUGCUAUCAUUAGGGCCCCGCCCCACCACCCCUUGUUCCCAGCCUGGAUCCAGAGGUGGGUGACUUUUCUUGUUGCUUUUGACUUGCUUCCUGGUUUGUGGCAGUUUCCCAGCUUCCCAGCCCUCCCAGAGGGGAAAGGCAGCCAGGCAGACCUUCACUUUUGUGAUUACUGGUUAGCAACUCUCCUGGGAAAAUGUACACUUGAGAUACAGAUCCAACAUUCCUAGAUAGGUUUUUGUUUUCUCUGCCACCUUUUCUGUGGCUAAUGAGGAGUUAACUGUUCUAGGCAUCUGGCUACUUGUGACCUCACCUACCUGGCACUCCUCUGUCUGAAUCAAAGGACACCCCAGGCCGUGGGUUCCCUGCCCCUCACCUAGUGGAACCUUUUGCUCAGUGACAUGAGCUGGGCUUCUCUUUGAAGGUGACCUGGUUGCAGACCCGAGUCUUUGAGGUUUCUCACAAGAGGCCCUUUUUUGGCCUCUUCUCCCUGUGGUCCCAGGUGCUUGUUGGGGGCCUGCUUGAGGAGGGUGGGGAGGGCUCAGAUUCCUGCUGCGUCCUGUGAGCCGUGUCAGCUGGGCAGGUAAUUUCAGCAUCUCUGAACCUCAAAGUCUUCCUCGGUCAGAGGAUUUCCUGCUGCCCCUUUACGAGAGCAUGGGACCAGAUGUGGUACAUGGGGGCGCUGCACAGAAUCUGGUGCAGAUGGGUGCAGCAAUGAGGUCUUGGUAGGUGUCACAGAUCGUUCCAAGUCCCUUGUCCUAUGGACAGGUGACCCGGAGACCCAGGCCCAGGGCCCUCCGGGUGCCAACCAGCCAAGCCCCCACCACACACCAGCACCCAAGUUCUUUGUAAGCUGUUUGGUAGAAUAUGGCAUUCGAUGUGGUAGAUUUCUUACUUUUGAGCCAAAUCUCACUAGAAAACAAGCUAUUCAGACAAAAUGCUUUAUCUUUCAGGCCAGGAAGACCCCGAAGGGAGGCUGCUAGGAGGGCCCUCUGCACUGUCCUCACAGCCAUCUGCUGCCCGUGGGCGUGAAGCCCUCGCUCUGGU